CGUAAAGAAGUACCAGGAAAUUAAUACCAUGACUCCUUUGGCUCUUGAAUUUAAUGGUGACAUUGUUGGUUCCUGGCCCGCCUCUAACUAUUUUAGCAUAAGCUCCAUUUCCAUUAGUUUUCUGGUCCAACGCUUGGAGCUGAGUUAUCCUGAGGUUCUUGCUAACAUUGAAGGUUUUUUCAACGGAAACAACUUGAAGCCACGAGGAAGACUUAACGAUGUACUCCUGGUAGUAGAGACGAUCGCCAGAACUUCGAGAUGUAUGAAAAAAUCCGAUACGAGAGGAGUAAGACCAACAGAAAGAUAUAUGUGCAGUUCU
Molecule: messenger RNA, 319 nt
Organism: Cotesia congregata
Lineage: Eukaryota; Metazoa; Arthropoda; Insecta; Hymenoptera; Braconidae
Source: the annotation of a GenBank genome assembly